AUGACAUCCUUCGUCCGGACCUUCAAGACCCUCUGUCGAACCCCGUUGGUCCGACAACCUUCCGCCGGGUCCACCUUGAACAUCGAACUCGCCUCGUUCCCCGUGCGACCGAGCAUGUCUUCCCGUAUCUCUUCUUCUAUUCGCCAACAAUCCUCAUUCCAACAACCGCGACAAAUGCAGGCGACGAGGGUUAGAGCGUUCUCGACAACCCCCACUCGGCUGGCCAGCGACAAGGGCAAGAUGGAGUUGUAUUCCGACGAAUCGGGGAGCUUGGGCGCGGGGAUCGACGAUGUAGCGAAGAGCGAUUCCGCGUACGAUACCAGUAAAGGGCCGGAAGAGGCCGCUGAGGGGGUGGAGAAGGAGUCCGGCAAAGACUUCACCGUCCGUUCACCCGCCAACCCCCAAUACUCUCAGGACAAACAGGAUCAGCCUUUGGGUACUUCCAGGUCGAGCGCGGAGGAUGAGAGUACCAAGUAG
Messenger RNA from Filobasidium floriforme, 477 nucleotides. RefSeq lists its product as uncharacterized. The transcript is spliced from 2 exons. The record is from RefSeq and is a predicted model, not a curated record. NCBI's taxonomy places the organism in Eukaryota, Fungi, Basidiomycota, Tremellomycetes, Filobasidiales, Filobasidiaceae. Bases 1 to 477 code for a protein of 158 amino acids.